AUGGGUGCCAAAGACGUCCUCUCCCGCAAGGCCGGUGUCAUCACCGGCGAUGACGUUCUCAAGCUCUUCAAGUAUGCGCAGGAGAAAGGUUUCGCCAUCCCCGCCAUCAACGUCACUUCGAGCUCUACCGUCGUAGCUGCCCUCGAGGCCGCUCGCGACAAGAACAGCCCAAUCAUCCUCCAGACCUCCCAGGGCGGAGCAGCGUACUUUGCUGUAAGACCAUCCCCCUCCAACGCUUGCCCAGAUCAAAACGCGAGCAUCGGGGGCAGCAUCGCCGCAGCACAUUAUAUUCGCUCUGUGGCACCGCUCUACAACGUCCCGGUCGUUCUCCACACCGAUCACUGUGCGAAGAAGCUUCUCCCAUGGCUCGACGGCAUGAUGGACGCUGAUGAGGCGUACUUCAAGGAGCAUGGCGAGCCGUUGUUCAGCAGUCACAUGGUCAAAUACAACAUCGAAACCACAGCCAAGUAUCUCAAGCGCGCGGCUCCUAUGAAACAAUGGCUGGAGAUGGAGAUCGGUAUCACCGGCGGCGAAGAGGACGGCGUCAACAAUGAAGACGUCGACAACAAUUCGUGGCCUGAAGAUAUCUACGAGAUCUACAAGACGCUCUCGCCCAUCUCGCCCUACUUCUCGAUCGCAGCUGGCUUCGGCAACGUCCAUGGCGUCUACAAGCCCGGAAACGUGAAGCUCCAGCCCGUCCUUCUCAAGAAGCACCAGGCGUUCGUGAAGGAACAAACCAAAGCCAAGGAGGAGAAGCCGGUCUUCCUCGUCUUCCACGGAGGCAGUGGCAGCUCCGUUGAUGACUUCCGAGAGGCGAUCUCCUAUGGCGUUGUCAAAGUCAAUCUCGACACGGACCUGCAAUGGGCUUACCUCACGGGCAUCCGGGACUAUGUCUUGAACAAGAAGGACUACAUCAUGAACCAGGUUGGCAAUCCCGACGAUAGGUACUACGACCCCCGAGUCUGGGUCAGGGAAGGCGAGAAGACCAUGAGCAAGCGCAUUGCUAUCGCCCUCGACGACUUCUACACCGCCGGCAAGUUGUAA
Molecule: messenger RNA, 1044 nt
Organism: Trematosphaeria pertusa
Lineage: Eukaryota; Fungi; Ascomycota; Dothideomycetes; Pleosporales; Trematosphaeriaceae
Exons: 20
Coding region: 1-1044 (347 amino acids)
Biological process (GO): glycolytic process; gluconeogenesis
Cellular component (GO): cytosol
Molecular function (GO): zinc ion binding; fructose-bisphosphate aldolase activity
Source: RefSeq, a predicted model, not a curated record